GGAAGUGACAACAUGCUAUUUUCAGUGUUGUGAAGCUGUAAUAGUUUCUAAAGCUCAUUCCUAGUGGGAUGCACUCACUAGGAAAAGAAAUACAAAGCUUCUCUAAGCACAAGCUUAGAAAGCAAUGCACAAGGGUCACAACAUUAUCAGGCAAGAAGAUAAUAGAAACUUGGAAAGACAACCAUGUGCAGGUUGUGGAUGACCCAGAUCAGAGUGAUGGAUCAGGCUGUGGCUAUAUUCAGGACCUCAGUUUGGAUCUGCAAGUAGGAGUUGUUAAGCCGUGGCUACUUCUUGGGUCUCAAGAUGUUGCACAGGAUAUGGAAGUCAUGAAAAAAUAUAAGGUCUCUCACAUCUUAAAUGUAGCUUAUGGAGUGGAAAAUAGUAACCAAACCGAAUUUGUUUAUAAGAAAAUUUCUAUUCUGGAUCUACCCGAGACUGACAUUACAUCAUAUUUCCCAGAAUGCUUUGAUUUUAUAGAGCAAGCAAAUAUGCAGGGUGGUAUAGUGCUUGUCCACUGCAAUGCAGGCGUCUCUCGUGCACCAGCAAUAGUGAUUGGUUUCCUAAUGUGUAAAGAUGAACUUCAUUUUUCAGAAGCUUUUUCAAUAGUAAAAAAUGCAAGACCUGUUAUCCAUCCAAAUGCUGGUUUUAUGGAACAACUACACAAGUAUGAAAACCUCAUGAGAUCAUCAGAAAUAAUUUAUGGAAAAAUGUGAAAACCACAAAUUAACCUUAAUUCCAUGUGAGAGUUUUACAUGAAAUUAGAAGUGAGUGUGAAAAGAUUAAAGUGCUCACGGUGUCUUUGGGCAUAAGCUGAAUGAGUUUGAGUGGCACAAUAUUAUGUAAUGUUGCCUAUAUAGGAGAAGCACUGUUCUAGGGUUAAAGUCGUGCAUGUUUACAUAUAUGUUGUUUAUCUUUACCAACUGAUAUUAAUUUGUGUCUUGUUUUUGUAACAAACAUUGUGAUGUAAACAAAGAUUACAGUGUAAGUAACAGCAAAACUCAGUUACUUGUUAAACUGUAAUAGAGGUAAAGAAUAAGCACAGGAGGCACCACUUCCUUUAACAAUUCCUAAAUACAAUAACAAUUCCUAAAUACAAUGUAUUAAAAAUAAUUUCACAACCUCUUAAAUUUGUUUAAUGUUUUAAAGGGACAAAUAAAGUGUCAUGUAAAAGGUGGUGGUGUAUACUAGUUACCUGUCAGGUUGGCAGUGCAGUGUUUGAAAAUGCCAAUGGACUCUACUGCCCACAAAGGAGGGCAUUCCCAUGUAUUAAAGGGACACUGAACCCAAUUUUUUUUCUUUUGUGAUUCAGAGCGUACAAUUAAGCAAUGUUCUAAUUUACUCCUAUUAACUUUUUCAUUCUCUUCCUAUCUUAAUUUGAAAAUCUAAGCAUUUUUGGUUCAGUUGUCUGGACAGCACUUUUUUAUUGGGGGAUGAAUUUAUCCACCAGUCAGCAAGGACAAUCCAGGUUGUUCACCAAAAAUGGGCCGGCAUCUAAACUUCUUGCAUUUCAAAUAAAGAUACCAAGAGAAUAAAGAAAAUUUGAUAAUAGAAGUAAAUUAGAAAGUUGCUUAAAAUUUCAUGCUCUAUCUGAAAGACGAAAUAAAUAAUUUGGGUUCAUUGUCCCUUUAAGUCUGCUAUGGCUCCCAAUUUAAUGCUGGUAAUAGUCCCAGCCAGUAUGGCAAUAAUUAAAAGAAACAAGUGAUUUGUAAGCACAGCCAUAGAAAAAGUGUAGUGGUUUCAGUACUCAUUUGAUUUAAGCUACUUGUGCUAUCAUCUGUCAUUUGUAGGGGCUUAAAUGUAUCAGGCAUGUUUUGUAGAGACUGUCUUAUUACAGACAGGAAGUUUUUUCCUCUAGUUAUUGUAACACAUAAUUUUGCAAUCAUUUUCAGUGGUGGUUUCUACAGAGGUAUACACCCACACACUCCGCCUCCCUGGUGUGAUGCCAUUGAAUUGUAAAUAAAGAAUUUACUUUGCUACAUUGGUCUUUCUGUACAUACAUAUUAAAAUGAAAUAAAAAAAAAAAAAAAA
Molecule: messenger RNA, 2028 nt
Organism: Bombina bombina (fire-bellied toad)
Lineage: Eukaryota; Metazoa; Chordata; Amphibia; Anura; Bombinatoridae
Gene: DUSP19
Product: dual specificity phosphatase 19
Exons: 4
Coding region: 69-713 (214 amino acids)
Biological process (GO): protein dephosphorylation; regulation of MAP kinase activity
Cellular component (GO): cytoplasm
Molecular function (GO): JUN kinase phosphatase activity
Source: RefSeq, a predicted model, not a curated record